ACUACAAUUAUACGGAGGGAUACAUCUUUCAGUGUUCCACAUUGUACUGCGUUUGAGAUGAACUGUGCGAUCAUUCUGAAACCUCCGACAUUCUGAUUGGUCCUAAAUUCAGUAACACUGCCUUUGAUUGGUCAAUACACUCAGCCAAAGGCUAAGUGGAUGGGUAGCAAUUUUCAGCACAAAGAAGUUCAAUAGCAAACUUGUGAUAACAUUACAUGUAGGAUUUGUCAGUGUAGAAUUAUUUUAUAAAGUCUCCAAAAGGAUCGUGCUGUUUAUGGGGGAAAUACAAAGGUUUUGGUACGAAUAUCGGAGCGUUAUGGUGAGCUGAACAUCCGGGACUUUCUUCGCUCCGGAGAUUAUUAUCUUGGCUCACACAGGACCUUUGAUGUUCAUCGGUGUGGCGUGCUUGAUGAGGUAAGGUGAGUGUGAGUUUAAAAGGAUUUUAAAUACCCCAAAUUACUCUAAGAAAUUGAAGGAGUUGAUGAUAAAUGAUAAUAUAUCACUUUUUCUCUGCCGUAAACUGUAGACAGAGUUUAAGUUGUUGCCAUAUAUAACUGUUGACAUGUUAACAACGCUCAGUGAGUUACUAAAUUAGCUAAUUGGCUCAAAUUAACCCUCUGGGGUCCACGGAGGCACCGGUGCGUCAAAAUGGCAUCGAGGGGAUGUAGCAUCGGGACUCUGCUGCACUGAGUCUCCAUUUCAACAUAAAUCGAAAGUGCAGACUUCAAACUACGUACCAGCUUUUAAUUUGUGUUGAUGUUUGCAGGUUAAGGACCAAAUGAUCACAGGAAUAGCAUGUCAAAAAGAAGAGCCAGAGUUAGUCCUGAAGCUGAGGCUAUUCAGUUUAUUUUAUCUGGAAGUGACAAGCCUUGUCUGAAGGUUCAAUGGGUCAGUGACUAUAAAGGGCGUGGUGUAUUUGCUUCUACACCAAUUGAAAAGGGAUCCUUUGUUGCUGAGUACCGUGGGGAGUUGAUCUCAAAAUAUGAACGGGACAAGAGACACAAGAAGUACACUGAGAAGCAAAAUGCAUUCUUGUUUGAUUUUAAGUGGAACAGUGAUGUAUGGUGCAUUGAUGCCUCCCAUGAAGAUGACUCUUUUGGCCGGUUGGUUAAUGAUGCCCAUAUAUCCCCAAACUGCAAAAUGAAAAAGCUGAUUGUCCACGGUAAACCUCAUCUUUGCUUGUUUGCUUUUGAAAACAUCCAAGCAGAGAGUGAAAUAACAUAUAACUAUGGAGACGCUCUGUGGUCAUGGCGAGCUUUGACACCAAGUGUAGAGAUCCCGACUCAGCCUUCAGGAGAGCCACAAAUGAGCGGGUCAUCCAUUUCAUCCUUUCAACAGGUUGGUACACAUUUCUAGUUCCAGUUAAACACAAAUAGAUGUCUCAUUUGGGUCCGGUGCAUAAAUAAAAUACCCUUUAACAAUCAGUUUGGGUAACAGUUUCACAGUA
This is a messenger RNA of Archocentrus centrarchus (flier cichlid), 1447 nucleotides long. Its product is annotated as N-lysine methyltransferase KMT5A-A-like. The coding region runs from base 796 to 1356 and encodes 186 amino acids. Gene Ontology annotation, biological process: regulation of DNA damage response, signal transduction by p53 class mediator; regulation of transcription by RNA polymerase II. The record is from RefSeq and is a predicted model, not a curated record. Gene Ontology annotation, cellular component: nucleus; polytene chromosome. NCBI's taxonomy places the organism in Eukaryota, Metazoa, Chordata, Actinopteri, Cichliformes, Cichlidae. The transcript has 5 exons. Gene Ontology annotation, molecular function: protein binding; histone H4K20 methyltransferase activity; transcription regulator activity.